Molecule: messenger RNA, 2089 nt
Organism: Eriocheir sinensis (Chinese mitten crab)
Lineage: Eukaryota; Metazoa; Arthropoda; Malacostraca; Decapoda; Varunidae
Product: tetra-peptide repeat homeobox protein 1-like
Exons: 4
Coding region: 229-1548 (439 amino acids)
Cellular component (GO): extracellular region
Molecular function (GO): peptidase inhibitor activity
Source: RefSeq, a predicted model, not a curated record
GGACGAUCACCGGUCAUCCACCCCACCUCUGUCCUCCUCAGCAAGACAGGCCAGCUAACACGCCUGUGAUAAUCUCGCAGGACAACACCCGGGGCGAGUGGGGUGUCCUAGGCCGUCACAGCCCUUCAUCAACAGGUCAGAGGGUUGGAGGCUUCACCGAGACCGAAGCAAGCAGUGUGGUGGCGUGGUGGACGGAGCUCAGCAGGAUGUUAAUAAUGGUCCUCCAGGAUGGCAGGUCUUCGCGUGUUGCUCCUGGCCUCCUCGGCGCUCCUCGUCUCCGCUCAGAUAACGUUCCCAGACUCCAAGAAAAGCUCUCCGCCCUCCUCCUCUCCCCUCACUGCUUCUCCCCCAGCGCCGCCUCCUGCUACCGCCUCCUCGACCUCUCCCUCAGGCCCUGCUUCCCCGCCAGCUCCCGCCUCUGCUGACUCCCCGCCUCAAGUAGGACAAACCAGAUUCGCUGGCAGUCCCCUUGGGAUCCUGGACCCCCUGGGACUAUUCGCAAGCCCUUGUGACCGCUGCUCCUCCUUCGACCAACACUGCUGCAACACCCAGGGCCUCUGCUGCCCCUUCCAGCCCGUGGCCCCUGUCGGCCCGCCCAUCCAGAACUUCCCUGGACAGUUUCCGGAACAGUUCGGAGGACAGUUCCCAGGUCAAUUCCCAGGUCAAUUCCCAGGUCAGUUCCCGGGGCAGUUCCCGGGGCAGUUCCCGGGGCAGUUUCCGGGGCAGUUUCCGGGCCAGUUCCCGGGCCAGUUUCCAGGGCAAGUGAGUCCUCCAGGGCACGUGUUUCCUCCAGGACACGUGGGUCCUCCAGGUAUCCACGGCGGCAUCAAGGGCGGCGUGUGUCCUGUGCCCAGCGGCAUCCAGCACGGUGUCCACAGGUUUGGCGGCGGCGCCCCUUGCGUGACGGAGUGCCAGAGUGAUCUCCAAUGCCCUAACAUACAGAAGUGCUGCCCCGUCGGCUGCUCCAAUGUGUGCCGCACCCCGCAGGGAGCUCCCCCCGUGGUGCAGCCCGUCACCAAGCCCGGCGUGUGUCCCAUCCCAGGCCCAGGUUUUGUUCCCUUCCGCUCGGCCGCCAACGCCCCUCAGGCAGACCCCGGCGUGGACCCCAGCAACACUCCCGACCACCAGGCGCAACGGCAGCAGGAACGCAAGGAGCAGCGCCAGCAGGAGCGCAAGGAACAGCGUCAGGAGCAGCGUCGUGAAGCUCGUGGCCGGAGCCGCAGGGAAGUUGAUGGCGUGCCAUGGAGCCGCCGGACACGCCGCUCCCCGCAUCACGAAGAGGACCGCAACGACCGCCGGGAGAUUCGCCUCAACCGCCGCUUCAGGAUGUCUGGCCGAGCCAUCCGCUCCGCCGACGACGGGCCGAGCCGCGUGAUCCGCCAGAGUGCUGGUGCCACUGGUGGCCAAGGGAGUGCUCAGCCCAGCCAAAGGUUCUUUGGCAAUCCUUUCUGUCAUAGCAACUGCCACAGCGACUUCGACUGCCCCGGCAUCCUCAAGUGUUGUUCUGGCUUGCGGCCGGACUGCCUUCAGUGCAUAAGGCCUUUCUAACCUUGUCACCGGUGCCUUGUGGUGCCCCGGCAAGACAUCCUCAGGACGAAGGCCACUGAAAACACCACAGAGCGGCACUGCCUCGGUGCACGGAAACACAUCCAGUAGGCUAUAUGUUCACUGAGAGAAAUUAACGGAGUCAGUGGUUGCCGUAACAACUGUCUUCCUGAGAUUUCUGAUAUAGGCUACCGAUUAGUUGGUUGUUAAGUGAAAGGUUUGUUAUGUCCUCGGUGACUGUUCUUUUAUUAUUUAUUACCGAAGGCCAUGUAAUGUGCUUUAUUUAUUCCAUUGAUAAGUUGUAUUCAGUUCUUGUAGUGUAUGUUUAAGUAGGUGAGGUCCUGGCAGUACCCAGAGAUCAACGAUAGAGCACGUGCUCAUGUCGGGAGGGUACCUGUUGCCGAUUACGAGUCCAACACGUACGUGAUCAGGCCGUGGUGAAUUACACACACACACACACACACACACACACCUAAGGAGAUAGUUCAAACCGAAAAUGUUAAAAAAAAAUUAAGCUUAACCUAAUAAACAGAUUUGGAGUGGA